Messenger RNA from Micropterus salmoides (largemouth bass), 3113 nucleotides. RefSeq names its product integrator complex subunit 10 (gene ints10). Lineage: Eukaryota; Metazoa; Chordata; Actinopteri; Centrarchiformes; Centrarchidae. Bases 451 to 2664 code for a protein of 737 amino acids. The record is from RefSeq and is a predicted model, not a curated record. The transcript has 18 exons. Gene Ontology annotation, biological process: snRNA processing. Gene Ontology annotation, cellular component: integrator complex.
UUGAAUGUUGGUCGUAAAGCAGAAUGCAGCCUCAGUUUUACGACUACGGCGUGUCGUCAUUGUCGUAACGUGAGAGAAUGUGUCGGUAAAUAAAGGCUUAGCUUUGACUGGUAAUUUCAGAAUGACUUUAAGAUGCUCUUCUCUUUCUUCAUGUGCAUUAUUGUUAUGUGUAUAAAUAUAAUUGAAUAAUAGAUAACAGUCUGGUGAACGAUUGUAGAAAAUAUGUGAAUUGACUGACACAUAGCUAACGCUAACUAGCUAUGUGUUGCUAGCUGUAUUCUGUAUUGCAGAGAACAAAUCUCUUUAGCUUGACGCUAACCUUGGUCACAGAUCGCACUUGAAAUUUAUCCACCGAGACUUGUAAGAGAACCGUAUGUGUUGAGUUGCAGCCUGAACUGCGUGUGGGGUCAGUUUUGUCACCUUCAGCACUUGAAGCUCGGUUCAUGUAAAAUGUCAGCGCAAAAAGACUGUGAGUUUUUGGUGAAAAGAGCCCGGGAGCUGGUCUCUGAUGAUCCCUGUGCGGCCAAAGCCUGGCUCAUAACUGCCAGGACCCUUUACCCUGCAGAUUUCAAUAUCCAGUAUGAAAUGUACAUCAUUGAACGCAACGCAGAGAGGACCGCUUCAGCAGGGAGACUGCUGUAUGACAUGUUUAUAAACUUUCCAGAUCAGCCCAUUGUUUGGCGGGAGAUCAGUGUCAUCACAGCCGCCCUGCGCAGUGACUCACAGGACAAACAUGCACAGUUUCUACGAGGCCUUUUUGAGACACUGCCUGGCCGUGUGCAGUGUGAGAUGCUACUGAAAGCCACAGAGCAGUGUUUCAACACUUUAGAGAAGGCGGAGAUGCUGCUCCUCCUUCUUAAGCGCUUUCCAGAGUCUGUGGUUCAACACGGGGUCAAUCUAGGAGAAACAUUGCUAGAGGCAGAGGCAUCAGAGAAUGUGGAGACUCCUGUCAACUGCUUCAGAAAACUUUUUGUGUGUGAUGUCCUUCCUUUGGUCAUAAACAACAUGGACAUGCGCUUGCCGGCCAGCCUCAUGCAGAAGUACAUGCUGAAAGCAGCUGAAUUCUACAUCGGCUAUGUGACCCGUGGACCCUCACCUGAUGUACAGAUACAGGGCUCUCAAGAAGGUGGGUCUCUGAAGUCCCCCAGCAUUUCCCGUGGCUCUCAGCGAUACGUGAUUGACGGCCUGUCGGAAAAGUCGUCAGUGGUAGCCGAACCUUGGGAGAGGCUGUUAGAUAUCCUUGCUGUGGUCGGGGCACGCUGCGAGUGGCAGGGAGACAAGGGACAGAGGAGUUAUGUGGACAUGCUGCAAAGAGUGAAGGAGCUGUGUCGCUACCUGCCUGGUCUUGAAGGAGACACAAGGUCCCGCUGCUGCAGUCAAGUGGUCAUCUGUGCUGCGCUCGUCCUCUUCCGCAGCGCCUUCCUUUACGUCUCAGCUGUACAGCCGGCUCUGUUCCAGGGUGUGAAUGCGUUGAGUUCGGGGCCGUGGAUCCUGGUAGAGGAUUUGAGCUCGGUGUAUAAUGAUGUGGAGGUGGAAAGAGGAGCAUUGAAACAUGCACAUAAAAAACGCAAACUGGCAGACGGUAGAGAGAAGACGAUGAGCUCAGAUGAUGAGGAGGGGUUGGGAAAAGGUCGCGGUCGGCACAUUUUAGUGAACAAGACUGAGAUGCUCGGCUGGUCUGAGACUCUGGAGAGCUUCCGCACAGCGAGGGAAAGCUGGGAUCUUCUUCACUCACAUGAUGGCCUGGAAACUGAGUUCAAGAAGAUCUGUGCCUCUUGGAAGACGGACAGCUGGCUGUGGUUCAGAAUAUUCCUGUCCGACAUGAUCAUAUACCAGGGACAGUACCGUAAGGCCCUCUCCAGCCUGCACCAGAUGGCUGUAGUACAGCAGCCUCAGCCUGAACAGCAGAGCCCCUCAGGUCAGGCCAGUCUGGAGCACCACAGGGCCCUCAUACAGCAGGCCUCCUGCCACUAUGCGCUGGGAGAGUACAGGAUGGCCUGUGAGAAGCUGCUUGACGUUGUCAGCGGGCUGGUGCCCCCGAACCAAGAACCAACAAAAAACCCAGAGGAUCAGGGUAGAGUCAAGACAAAAACGAGGAAAGGUAAUGACCUGAGGUUGCUUCCCUGCACCAGCAAAGCUGUGUUACCUUUCUGUCUCCAGCUGAUGCUGGCCUGCUUUAAGCUCCGUGCCUUCACAGACAGUCGUGACGACCUGUCCCUCGGUCAUGUGGUGGUGCUCCUGCAGCAUGACUGGCCACAGGGCGAAAUGCUGUUUUUAAAGGCAGUGGAGAAGAUCUGCCAGCAAGGCAGUUUUCAGUAUGAGAAUUUCUUCAACUAUGUCACCAAUAUUGACAUGCUGGAGGAGUUUGCAUACCUGCGCACUCCUGAGGGAGGGAGGAUUCAACUGGAGCUGCUGCCCAAUCAGGGCAUGUUGAUCAAGAACCCUAGUCCCGCCCUGGGGGUGGAGUUAAAUACCCUCCUGCUACAAGGGGUGCAGACGAUGGACAGACACCACACAGUGACUCGUGGGAUCACCAAAGGAGUGAAGGAAGAUUUCCGUCUGGCCAUGGAGAGGCAGGUGUCGCGCUGUGGAGAGAACUUGUUCACUGUGCUUCACCGCUUCUGCAUCAACGAGAAAAUCAUCAUCAUCCAGUCCCUUCCUUGACACCUGGCCUAUGACUUUUAAACCUUUUCAUAGUUGAUAUCCUGUUCACAGUUUUAGUGCAGCUGGACUGACUUUAUGACCCCAGCACUGGACUCAUUUCUCACGCUCCUGUCUUUUGUCAUCCCACACUGAACUCUUAAGAAAAGAGCAAGUCUCCUUCCUUUAAAAGUGGAUCUCUCUUCUCAGUGAGUUGGAGAGAAUACCAUGUUUCUGAAUCUACUGUGCUCAUGCAGUUUUCCUUGUAUGUGUGUAGUCUUUUUUUUCUUGGUUUUUAACCACAACAUGUGCUUAACCACAUUUAAAGUGCUUUAAUCGUGUUGUGACAUUUUGUGGGAGUCAGCGUUGACAAAAGAAUUAAGAGCAUUUUUGAUAUUCUUGUGCAAGAUUUAUUGUUUUUGUUACAAAUACAACAAUGGCAGACAUGUUUCUAUUAAAUGUCAUCUAAAUGA